Hemiscyllium ocellatum (epaulette shark) is the source of this 1295-nucleotide messenger RNA. RefSeq names its product NOP2/Sun RNA methyltransferase 4 (gene nsun4). The transcript has 6 exons. The record is from RefSeq and is a predicted model, not a curated record. Gene Ontology annotation, biological process: rRNA methylation. Bases 13 to 1275 code for a protein of 420 amino acids. Lineage: Eukaryota; Metazoa; Chordata; Chondrichthyes; Orectolobiformes; Hemiscylliidae. Gene Ontology annotation, molecular function: methyltransferase activity. Gene Ontology annotation, cellular component: mitochondrial large ribosomal subunit.
UGAAGCGACAAGAUGGCGGCGCUGAGACGAUCGAGUUGCCGACUGGAAUUUUUAAUCGUGAAACUGCGGCAGUGGCAGAGACUGGAGCGGCGGAAUAUUUACAAGAAGAAAUGGGCUUCCUCCCUGCCCAGGGUCCCCAGCACACAGCUGGCUUUGCAGAGCAUGGACAUGAACUACAGCCUGCAGUUUGGUGACCUGUGGCCCUCCAUCCGCCUCGCUCUACUCUGCGAGCAGAAAUAUGCUGCACUCCUUAACGGCUUCGGGGACGUGGAGAAAGUGAUCCAGGAGUUUGAGGAGCGGGUGAAGGCCAGAGACUUCGUGUACGAGGCUCGGAGUCAGUGGCCGGAGUGGACACCACACACAGACUCUCAGCCGAGGGCAGUCCAGGAUUCGCCAGCUCCUGGGCCUUCUGAUCCAGAGCCCUCAGAGUUCAGCGAUGACUGCACGGCUGAACAAUCACCAUCCACCCCGGAUAUGAAGCAGCCCAUACCCAUCAGCCCAAACCUCAAGUGUUUCACAUUUCCGAGGGGAGACACCACCCGUUUUAAGCCUGCAAGACCAGAUGGUUUAAGAUUGUUGGAAUAUUACCUGAUGGAUGCUGCAUCGCUCCUCCCAGUACUUACUCUGGAUGUUCGGCCAGGUCACACAGUCCUUGACCUCUGUGCAGCGCCUGGUGGAAAGUCCCUUGCACUGUUGCAGACAGAAUGCUGUCGACAUCUCGCAAUCAAUGAUAUAUCUAUAUCUCGAUUAAACAGACUACAUAAAAUUCUUCAUAGUUAUGUCCCAAAGAAUCUCCGUACAGAGGACAGGCUACGGAUCACAUCAUUUGAUGGCAGACUCUGGGGAGAAAUAGAGAGGAACACUUUUGACCGGGUGUUAGUUGAUGUACCCUGUACAACUGAUAGACACUCGGUACUUGAGGAAGACAAUAAUAUCUUUAGUCGACUACGGCUUAAAGAGCGACAGAAGCUUCCUUUAUUGCAGACCCAGUUACUGCUUUCUGGCAUUCUUGCCACAAAGCCUGGAGGAUCAAUCAUCUAUUCAACAUGUAGCCUGUCCCAGUUACAAAAUGAGUAUGUGGUGGAGAGAGCAGUUCAGGUAGCAGAGACAGAACAUAAUGUGGAGUUGCGUCUGGUGGACCUGUCAGCCAUCCGGACCCUUUACAGAAACACAUUUAACUUCUAUCACCAUUGUAGAGUUGGGGAACUCGUACUCCCACAUCUCACUGCAAACUAUGGACCAAUGUAUUUUUGUAAACUGGACAGGAUACACUAAAAAUAUGAUUUAAAACAUAA